This is a messenger RNA of Humulus lupulus (European hop), 2818 nucleotides long. RefSeq lists its product as uncharacterized. NCBI's taxonomy places the organism in Eukaryota, Viridiplantae, Streptophyta, Magnoliopsida, Rosales, Cannabaceae. The transcript is spliced from 8 exons. The coding region runs from base 503 to 2746 and encodes 747 amino acids. The record is from RefSeq and is a predicted model, not a curated record. Gene Ontology annotation, molecular function: protein binding.
UUGGGACCGGGUUAAAUGAUUUUUUUCCUUAAUAUAUCAAAACACAAAUGGCAUAUUUUGGGGGACAUUAGAUCCAUUCAAGAAAAAUAACUCCUUUUUUUUCAACUCUUAUCACAUGGUGCGCUUCUUUAUCUCAUUAGUCAAAAGUCUAGCCAUUACAUUGCUUUCUCACUCUUUCUCUCUUACCAAAGUAUUAUUCUUAUUGUUUCCCGGUUCAGGGUUUUCGUACCCAGUUCUUUCUCUUUUUUUCUUUUUUUGUAUAAACAUGCAAUAUAAUACUGGGAUUCAAAUUGACUUGAGAGACUAUUGUAGAAGACGUUACUGAAUCAAGCACUAUCCACUUUACCCUUUUUCUUUUUUCUUUAUCUUUGUCUUUUCUUUUUCUUUCUUUUUGUUGAAAUACAUAUUGCAAUAAUAAAAAAAAAACUAUGCAAAGGAAGCACGUAAGAACAACCAUUUUCGGUGAGCUUCAUUAGAGAAUAGAAAGGACAGAUCUGCAGCCAUGGAGAACUGGAGUGCAGAAAUGGAAGAUAUGAAGAAAGAAUUGUUCACCAUAGCCAUGAAAGGUGAAUGGGAAUCAGUCGUAAAACUAUACGAGCGAAACGACCUAGCACAUAGAACAAAGAUCACCAAGUCAGGGGACACGGCACUUCACGUAGCGGUGUCUGACUGCCAAGAAGAAGUGAUCAAAGCCCUCGUACGACAAGUCGUUUUAAAAUCAAUAGCAGUGCUCAGUAUUCAAAACGACAGAGGGAACACUCCUCUCCAUUUCGCGGCCUCCAUAGGGAACGUGACAAUGUGCUUCUGUUUGGCUGAGGCUGAUAGAUCGUUGGUUGGAGUUCGUAACAAAGAUGGUGAGACUCCUCUGUUUUUGGCUGCUCUUCGAGGUAAGAAGGAAGCUUUCCUAUGCCUACAAAGCUUUUGUGACCCUCAUCACGACGGCUCUUAUUGCCGGAGACACGACGGUCAAACAGUUCUUCAUUGCGCAAUCUCAGGAGAGUACUUCGACUUGGCAUUUCAGAUAAUUCAUCUGUACCCAAAACUAGUCAACUCUGUUGACGAGCAUGGACUUUCUCCCCUUCAUAUUUUGGCCAGUAAGCCAUUUGCCUUCAAAAGUGGUAGUAACCUUGGUCACUGGCACAGCCUCAUUUACCAUUUUAUGUUUGUAGAUGAGCUCAGGCCAGAACCGAAAUCAGACCUUUCUUUACUGAUGAAGAGAACAAAGGAUGAAAAGAAAGACAGUUAUCCGGAAAAUUAUAAAUCUUGCGUCAAUUUUGCUCAGCUUCUGAUGCAUGCCAUUGAAACUGUCAUUAUCAAGAAAGACGUACUGCUGCAGAAAAGCACAAACCAUGAUACAGAGAACCCUGAAGCACUGAAAGUUGCCCAAAACACACAACACAAGGGGCUGCAGACAAUCCCUGGAGCUCAAGGUCAUCAAUUAUUUCCACCUAAUUACGCAACCUGCUUCAACCUUUUCAAGAACCUAUGCAAGUCAUUGCUAAUCGUUCUUGGAUUCGGAUCUAGGAUGAUACAAAGAAUAAGGGAAAAGAAAGAGAAGCAUGUAUGGUCAGUUCAAAUCUUGAAUGAACUUCUGAAAAAUGCUUCUAUGUAUGAGUACGAGAACACCGGAGCAAGCCCAGAAGCAGUAGUACAGCCCCUCGACGAAAUUGACGAAACUAAGCCUUAUGAGAUUUUUGAGAGUGGAGAUGCAACUUUUUUGCGUAGCAUGAAGCUGAUUAAUCCAUCUACCUUUGAUAACCCUUCCAAAUCAACUAACCAACAAGAAAAUGACCAUAUAGAUAAUCAACAAGGAGAGAAGGAGACAGCCAUAUUAAUUGCGGCAAAAAAUGGUGUGACGGAAAUGGUAGAGAAAAUCCUUGAGCUUUUUCCGGUGGCAAUCCACGACAUGAACUCGGAGAAGAAGAACAUAGUGCUAUUGGCGGUGGAGAACCGGCAACCGCACGUGUUCAAGAUGUUGUUGAAGAGGAACAUCUUGAAAGACAGUGUGUUUCAACAAGUGGACAACAAAGGGAACAGUGCGUUGCAUCUCGCCGCCAUGUUGGGAGACUAUAAGCCUUGGCUAAUCCCAGGCGCUGCUCUGCAAAUGCAGUGGGAAAUCAAAUGGUAUGAGUUUGUGAAAACAUCUAUGCCACCAAACUUCUUUGUCCGCUACAACGAAAACCGCAAGACAGCAAAGGACCUCUUCACCGAAACACACAAGGGCCUCGUCCAAUCCGGCGGAGAGUGGCUAACAAACACCUCCGAGUCCUGUUCCGUGGUGGCCGCCCUUAUCGCGACAGUUGCUUUCGCUACGUCCACCGCUGUCCCGGGAGGCACCAACGAGAACAGUGGUAAACCAAUCCUAGAAGAUGAGCCGGCUUUUGAGAUUUUCGCCAUAACGUCACUGGUGGCCUUGUGCUUCUCAGUCACCUCCGUUGUCAUGUUCCUCGCAAUACUCACGUCUCGGUACCAAGAAAAGGAUUUUGGUAGAGACCUUCCGAGAAAGCUGUUAGUGGGGCUAACGUCGCUGUUUGUGUCCAUUGCUUCCAUGUUGGUUUCUUUCUGCGCUGGCCAUUUCUUUGUUCUUCAAGAAAAGCUCAAAUACGCAGCUUUUCCUGUCUAUGCCAUUACAUGCUUGCCCGUAACUUUUUUUGCUCUAGCCCAAUUUCCUCUCUAUCUUGAUCUUAUAUGGGCCAAUUUUAAGAAGGUUCCUCAGCGUAGUUACAAGGUUGCUCUUUCCACCUAGUCCAUUACUAUUGUUUGUCAUGUUAUUAUUACUUCUUCAGUCAUAUACAUAGUACUGUUCGUCGUUGUUGGA